UACUCUCAGCAUCCCUUUCUCCUGACGAGGUGGAGCCUGGGCUGGCAGUUUUCAUAGCUAUGAGCACAGAACAAGUGAACUUAUUCAAAGCAUUUCCCACUUCAGCGAUCAGUGGUGCAGACAGGAGUCUGGGGCUUCACUGCUCUCCUCCAGCACAUCUGGAAAACUACAGGCAAUCUGUGAACAAGGAGGGAACCAGGACGUGUUGGUAGCUGGCUUAUCUAAGGGAAGACAAAAGGACCCCUUUAUCAUCUUACCAUAUAAAAACAGCUUUGUGCUCACAUAAAAAAAAGGAAAAGUUCUCAACAGUCAUGACAUUGGACAUAAUUACUGGCCAGCUGGGAGCCUGCAGUCAUGUAAUCCAGCUCCUUCAAGACACAGGAUGCUAUCGUAAAAGCAUACUGCCAUCUUCAAACAACCACCCCAGCAAGCUUGGUACAGCUUAAGCUUGGAAAGACAGAGAAUUCAGCAGUGCUGCCUACACCACGCAACACCAUCAACUUCAUGUUCAGCCGUUCUAAUGUAGGAAGUGAUGUCUGACAAUCAAGCUAACCUUGAGGUAUAACAGCUGAUGAAGAAAAAAGGCCCAUUAGGAAUGAGCUCUUCAAAUGAUCAAAUGGCCAUUUUACAUUUACCAAAUCAACUUUGUGAUGUUUUCAUCAGUGAACUUUUUUUUUUUAUAAUUGGUAAUUAAGAAACUCAACUUUACCAACACAAUGAUACACAGUGCUUGCUCUAAAUCACAGACAAUGUUGAUCUUACAUUAAAUUAAUAAUUAUGGUUCAUGCUGUUCUACAUUUCAAAAACAAAAAACAUUUGGCAUACAAAAAAUGUAUUUGACCGACUGGAAUUUGUUGACCAAUUAGUUGACCGGCAGAUCUAGGUCUUCUGGUUUGGUCAUACACUGUUAUUGCCUUGCUUAUCAUUAUUCAAAAUAAAACUUCAGGUGUAAGCACACAGUAGUGUCUCAAGCAAUGACUGAAGCCUACUUCAAGUUCCGUGGAAACCGAACUAUCUAUGUACAGCAGUUUCCAACAGUGGCCACUGAAGCAACAGCCACAACCACAGAUAAAUAUUCUAACCUUUACAUGUAUGUUGGCUUGUUCUUAGGUCUGCUUGCUGUGCUUCUGGUUCUGUUAUUUACUAUGCUAUUGCGUAUCAAGCAUGUUAUCUCUCCUAUUACCACCACUACAGAAAGCUCAGAGAUGCCACAGUUCACAGAUGUAGAGAUGCAAGGAAGGUCUCCAAGUGUCUGAUGGAUUUUACCAACCUGGAUACCUUGCAGACUUUCACAGAUUAACAUGUGCAAUUGCAAACUCUUAAAGCAUGCUGAUGAAUCUUUAAGUAACUUACACGUUAAAAGGAUCAAUGAAGUCUUCUCAAGCAUUUCCUUGUUGAGUAGAAGUAAAACAUUCUGUUCAACUUCUAAAUUCUUUUUUUCUAAAAUGCUUACUUUAAGAUGACAUUGUAUAUGUUGGUUACUUUUGUAUGUAUUAUAACUUUGGAUACAGCACAAACAUACAGUCAAUUGAUGCAACAAACUAUUACUUGUCACUACUAUCUAUGUCGUUGGGUAAUGAAAGUUGUGACUGGAUUUUGAGCCUAUAAUUUAAAGGAAUUCACUGUUUAUCUAAGCUAUGAUUUUUAAUUUGGUUUAAGUAUGUUUAGGACACCAGUCGGCUUCUUUAAAAAUGAUGCAAAGAGCAGGGGUGUUAUCCUAUGGUUACAUGCAAAAUAUGUGGUGAUGCCAACUAAAGAACAAUAAACGGGUAUGUGACUAUUUGCUGUGGUUUCUGCACUUUGCACAUUGCUCUUUGCUCUAAUUAAUAAGUCCAAGGGUAUAUUAAAGUGUAAAGUUUUAUGUAAAGUUUCUACAGCUGACCUUUCAGCAAAUAUAUUAUGUGCCGGUAUUAUAUUUUUUUAUGUUACAUCCAUGAAGACAACUUACAUUGUGACUGAAUGAGGGGGCCGGUAUAGCCAAACAUAAUGGUGGACAUAUCUUUUGAUAUUUUAGACAUUUUUUUUAAAUUGCAGUUCAAUACCACAUACAGGCAUCCUUUUGGCAACUGGAUUAGUAUUUUAUAGGAUACAGUUCCUCUGUUCAUAUGUACUUAUUAUUUGGCAAGAGGAUGAAUUUUGGUUCCUUGCACAAAAUUAUCCUUUUAGUAUGGAGAACCGACCCUGUUGAAAAAUAUUGCCAUUUAUCGCAGAAUAACUAAUAAUAUUGCUCCUUGACAAACCAUGCCUGUCAUGGUUAAAUAUUUUUACAAUGGGUGCAAGAGACAUCAAGAAAAGAAUAUAUGACGACUUAAAUAAACAUAAAAAUAAUGUUACACAUUUUAGCUUCUGUAUGGAAGCCAGCAUGUGUCUGGACCUGAAAUGUCUCAGUUUAUAAUGCAUUACACUGGUCCUAUCUACUCUACUUUAUUGAGUCAGAAUGCUGUUUUAUUAUAAGCAGCCUAUUAUAGCUUAUUUUCUAUUGAAUUAUUUUUUUAUCUAAAGUAAUGUUUACAUAAUGUACAAAUAUGGAGCAGGCCUUCCGUUUUACUGGUAUAUACAUCUGUGAUAAAAGAGUGUCAGGAGAAAUGCAAAGAUAGUUUUGUUUAUAUAAUACUCUGAGUAUAAUACUAUGAGGUUCUGUAACUACAGAAGAAUUUUGAAGUGAAAGAUUCAUAUGGAUAAAACCUGUGGUUGCUUUGUUAAAUUUGGCACAAUUGAGAGCCCUAGGUUGCAGGUAUAGCAUCAGUAGCAAUAAGUGACUGAAAAGUACAUUUUUUUUGCCUUCUCCUCGUACACAUGGUGUUGAGUCUUUUGAAGGGAACCUCAAAUGAAGAUUUUUGUCAAUGUACAUUUUAUUGUAUAGCAUUGUUGUGCAAUUCCACAUUAUAACAAAUAAACAUAUGUUUAUUCUGUA
Messenger RNA from Rana temporaria (common frog), 2914 nucleotides. It is a transcript of the gene SERTM2, whose product is annotated as serine rich and transmembrane domain containing 2. Gene Ontology annotation, cellular component: intracellular membrane-bounded organelle. The coding region runs from base 975 to 1256 and encodes 93 amino acids. The record is from RefSeq and is a predicted model, not a curated record. The transcript is spliced from 3 exons. Lineage: Eukaryota; Metazoa; Chordata; Amphibia; Anura; Ranidae.